AUGAGUCCUCCACUACCACCUCCCAUAAAACGUGGUCGGUCAUCAUUACAAUUACUACAAGUAAAAUCAAAUGAAAAGAAUUCAACAAUAACUGCACGCACUGCAUCAAGUCCUGCUCCAUCUUCAAGCGUUCGAUUUGAUAAGUUUGAUCACUGGCCUACCCCAACAUCGAAAGGUCGUUGUCGAAUUCGUGGUUGUACUGGAUACACAAGAAUAUCCUGUUCAAAAUGUGAACUACGUCUAUGCUUGAAUAAUAAAAAUAACUGUUACACAGAUUAUCAUAGUUAA
Rotaria socialis is the source of this 288-nucleotide messenger RNA. The record is from the annotation of a GenBank genome assembly. Lineage: Eukaryota; Metazoa; Rotifera; Eurotatoria; Philodinida; Philodinidae.